This is a messenger RNA of Ramularia collo-cygni, 1737 nucleotides long. Its product is annotated as related to dihydropteroate synthase/7,-6-hydroxymethylpterin-pyrophosphokinase/Dihydroneopterin aldolase. Gene Ontology annotation, cellular component: mitochondrial envelope. Gene Ontology annotation, molecular function: dihydropteroate synthase activity; 2-amino-4-hydroxy-6-hydroxymethyldihydropteridine diphosphokinase activity. The record is from RefSeq and is a predicted model, not a curated record. Bases 1 to 1737 code for a protein of 578 amino acids. Gene Ontology annotation, biological process: tetrahydrofolate biosynthetic process. Lineage: Eukaryota; Fungi; Ascomycota; Dothideomycetes; Mycosphaerellales; Mycosphaerellaceae. The transcript has 3 exons.
AUGACGGUGAUAAAUCUGCCACCGCUGCGCUUUCCAGUGUCCGAUUUCGAGGGAACUGUGGAGACCGUCAGUGUCCAGCUUACACUGCAAACUCAUCUUCAUGCAAAUAGAGGCAAGGGUAUUCCGACGAUGUUGAGCCAUCUCUGCGAUGUAGCUCGGCAAGUCAUCGCACCAAUACUGUCCGGCGAGAUACCAGUGUCCAUGGACGAAUUCUCGGAAAGGUGCUCCCAGGCCAUCCUUCAAAAUGGUCAGCUUCUAAGUGAGGGACUUUCGGCCUCAUCGGUCCAAGUUACCACUCAGUUGCAUCCCACCCCCCAGCGGAGGACUUGGCACGCAGUCGGAGCGCUACCAGAUGCAUACAUCAAAAAUGAACUCAAAAAGUUCAUUGCCCUUGGGAGUAACGUAGGCGAUCGCAUCGAGGCACUCGAGAUCGCGUGUCGAACACUGGACCAGGACGAGGAGAUUCACGUGGUCGAGACUAGCCCACUUUAUGAGACAGAGCCGAUGUAUGUGGAAGAUCAGGAUUGCUUCCUAAACGGUGUUUGCGAGAUUGUGACGAAUCUUGGCCCCCUUGAGCUCCUGGAUCGUCUGCAAGCCAUCGAAAAUGGUCUUGGCCGGCACAAAACGAUUGACAAAGGCCCCCGCAACAUCGAUCUCGACAUCCUCACGUACGGUCAGAGGACUGUGAGUACUGAGCGUCUGACAGUGCCCCACGCAUUGAUGCUUGAACGUGAAUUUGUUUUACGCCCUUUGUGCGACACAUCUGGAGGUUCCUGGCCGCAUCCAUCUACGCAUGAAUCGGCAGAAGCACAUCUCCGGCGAUUGCCGCCAUCGACAACACCGAUGUUUCCCAUCACGGCGUUGGGAGCAGGGCUGGAGCCUCUACGAUCACUUGAUCCCAAGCGUAAAACGCGAGUGAUGUCGAUCCUCAACGUCACGCCAGACUCCUUCUCAGAUGGAGGCAUGAAUCAGCCAACCGAUCUGAACCAUCUGAAAGAGACUAUACUCGCAAACCUUGCCGCGGGCGCCACAAUCAUUGACAUUGGCGGCCAGUCAUCUCGACCAAACGCGGAUGAUGUCUCCGCUGAGGAGGAGAUUUCCCGUGUUCUCCCAGCUAUAGAGCUCAUCAAAAGCCUACCCGAGGCUCAAGGCAUUGCCAUAUCGAUCGACACAUACCGCGCGAGCGUGGCGGAGGCGGCCGUCAAAGCUGGCGCCCACAUCGUGAAUGACAUCUCAGCUGGACUCCUUGACCCAGACAUGCUCCCCACCAUUGCGCGGUUGGGAUGCACAUACAUUAUGAUGCACAUGCGCGGAACACCAGCGACCAUGCAAAACGAAGAGAAUACCUCCUACCCCGACGGACUCAUUCUCUCGGUCGCAAACGAGCUUCGCGGACGCCUCAACGCCGCGCGAGAAGCCGGAAUUCGACGCUGGCGCAUCAUUCUCGACCCGGGCAUCGGCUUUGCAAAGACUCUGGAGCAGAACGUUGAGCUUCUGAAACGCUUUGCAGAGCUCCGGAACUCGGAGGGAUUGACGACGUAUCCUUGGCUGGUCGGCACCAGCCGUAAAGGGUUUAUUGGAAAGGUCACUGGAGUUAAGGAUGCCAAGGAUCGAGUCGGCGGUACUGCGGCGACUGUUACUGCUGCGGUGCAGGGCGGUGCGGAGAUUGUGCGAGUGCAUGAUGUGAAGGAGAUGGUGGAGGUGGUGAAGAUGGCGGAUGCUAUGUAUAGAGGUUGA